AUGCCUGCUUUGUGCUCGCCCCGCCCUGUGUCUGAGUUUUCUUACGACUCAGCCAAAAGUAGGCUUCUCAAUCUCAAGCUCGGUUACGAGGAUGGACCCAGAAUCACCUUUAUGACGCCUGGAGAUUUUACUGCUGAGAGUAAUGAAGACCAUUUGAAUGGGGAUGCUGCUGUCGAGACCCGUCAAGGACAGUUGCUGAGACUGGCUGGCUGGAUUGAUGUCGAGAGCCGAGUGACAGUUGGCUGCGCUGGUGCAGUUCUUGCAUACAUCCAUCGCAAGCGAGCAGCAACCUUCUUGCCAGGAGACAUGGCUGCUCAAGCAAUGCACCGCAUCUCGACGAUCGAGAUGUUUACGCUUGCUGGGUCUAUGUGA
Aureobasidium uvarum is the source of this 372-nucleotide messenger RNA. Lineage: Eukaryota; Fungi; Ascomycota; Dothideomycetes; Dothideales; Saccotheciaceae. The record is from the annotation of a GenBank genome assembly.